AUGGAUGCAUGGCUGGGGCUCUCUCUCCCCGAAGAUAUAAUGAAUGCUCUUUUAACUAUGGGCUUUAAGGAACCUACACCUAUUCAAAAGCGUGUCCUUCCUGAUGCUAUAUUAAAACAUUUGGAUGUUCUUGGUGCAGCGCCAACGCAUUCAAUAGACGAUCGCAAAAUCGAGUCAAAUCCCACUGAUUGUAUUAGGCCUAUCUCAUCAAAAAAGUCUUCAGAAGGUGGCGACAAAGACUGUCUUAUUAAUAAUCCAUUUAAUAAUCUGUCUGAUCUAAGAAAACGCAAAGGGAAUCGUUUAUUUUGUGAUCUCGAUAUGAUUGAAGAACUUGAUCCUGAUACUGGUGCAACCCGAGCUAUACACUCCUUGCCCUCAGUGGAUCAAUUCCUUCUUCAACCAUCGUCCAAAAAAGAUAUAAUAAAUUAUAAAUAUUGUGAAAAAAAUGAUGCAAGUGGUCGUGUAUAUGGACUUGUUCUUUUACCAACGAGGGAAUUAGCAAUCCAAGUUUGCAAGCAUCUUCGAGCUGUGGCCGAGCACAUAAGCAGUCCACAGAUUAGGAUCGAAGCGAUUGUUGGCGGGCUGUCAAUAGAGAAGCAAAUUCGUCUUAUAAAACAUCGUCCAGACGUUAUUGUGGCAACUCCUGGACGUCUUUGGCAGCUUGUGGAACUAGUUAGUUGA
Messenger RNA from Protopolystoma xenopodis, 681 nucleotides. The record is from the annotation of a GenBank genome assembly. Lineage: Eukaryota; Metazoa; Platyhelminthes; Monogenea; Polystomatidea; Polystomatidae.